AUGGACGACCACGGGCCGGUCCCCGAAGCCAACAUGGACGAUGACGGUGCCGGUUCUCUUCCCGACGGCCACAUCAGCGCCAGCGAUGGCCCCGAUACCGAGCUCGCCGAGGAGCACGACCCGCCCGCAGCGAACAUGCAUGUCGGCCAGGACGAAGCCACGGACGAAGGCGGACCCUCUACGCCCGAGUCUGUGGAUUCGACACGCCCCCAAACGGGCGAUAAGGGCACCGAAUACAGCCUGGCCACUGACCCCCCCGCUGCGAAACUUCAUUUAUUUCCUAUCGAGGUGCUUUUAAGCCCACCGCCCGACCCGGACUCCUACGCAAAAGUGGCACUGCCACCGAGCUGGGUGGUCCUCAGGGUUAUUGAAGAGAUCUAUUUCGGCGAUGAAACAUGGUAUAGUGUCGAGUUUGAUGACGGUCGAGUAGACCAGCUUGCAUACGACGACCUCGCGGCGAUGGAGCGAGGCUCACAUGCCUUGAACAGAUUUCGGAGGGGCCAUGAUUAUGGUAUAGAACAGGCAAGCAUGGCGUCGACCGGUUUCAAGCGCCGCCGCGACGAUUACGAAUCAGAUGGUUCAGGGGACGGCGACAGCGCCCCGCCAACCAGGCCUCUUCGGCGUAGCACCAGACAGAAGACAACUUCCCGACAGCACUCUGUCGAGAAUGAAACCUACGGCCACGACGAUGACCUCACUGGCAUCGGAAUUUCCGAAGAUGACGAUAACGACCCUUUCGAGGAAGCCAAGCCCGGCCUGGGCCCGAACAAGAGGACUACCCGAGCUGGAAACUCGACCAAGAAGAAAUACACCUACAACUUCCAGUCUUCCGACGAUGAACUGGCGAACAAUGUGAAUGAUGAUAAGGACGAUUUCGUUCCUGUCCAGUCUGAUAUCAUGCCAAAGUCGUCCAGCCGCCGGCGAAAGGGCCGACUCAGGCUCUCUCGUCCACAACAGAGGCGCAGGAACGGUCGGGAAUCCUCGAUUGAGUUCGAGGCUACGCGAAAGUCCGGGCGCACUAAGCAGGCAACAAGCUAUGUUGUCCCGGAUAUCGACGAUGAGUACGAGGCAGUGGAGGAGAGGACUACAGUCGCCCCAAAGCACGUCUCAGUGAAGGAGAUAUUCCUUCCCUUGCCUCGUGACUCCGAAUUCGUCCACAUGCACAUGAUUACGUGUGAUACAUGCGGCGGGGACUCCCGCUCUGGCAAAGGUCCCCUCAUCCCCUGCCAAGGCUGCUCACUAUCAUUCCACAAGGUGUGCCUGGGCCAACGAUCACAGAGAGAGCACAGGGUCACCAAGAUUGGCACCGACAGUUUUGUCCUUCAGUGUCGCACGUGCAUAGGCACAUACCAGAACAAAGAUGCACGCGCACCCAAUCAUGCGAUGUGUCAGACCUGCAAGUCGGACGGGGCGUCUUGUGCAGAGUUUUCGACCAAAAAGACUCCCAAGUAUGAAGAGCGAUUGCGCCAAGAGAACGGUGGUGAGGACCCAGUCACUGAUGUCCAGCCUGACCUCAUCAACAACUCCGAUACGGUCUUAUUCCGCUGCACUGCUUGUAAGCGUGGUUAUCAUUUUGAGCACCUCCCUCCCAUGACAAAAGAUGAGGUGCUACCAGAGGAUCUUCGUGCCAACCGCCUGGAAGAAUAUUCCAUGGUGGAUUGGAGAUGCAAAGACUGCGUCGACUCACACCACAAGAUACAGGCUUUGGUUGCUUGGCGCCCAGUAGACCAAGGUUCUUACCAGGCUGGGGCCACUUGCUUCGAUUAUACGGAGGAUCAGAUCGAGUACUUGGUUCACUGGGAGAGACGCUCGCACUUCCAUGAUACCUGGAUGCCAGGUGCAUGGAUCUUUGGCACCUCUGCGAGCACCAUGCGUGUCGCCUUCAACAAGCGUGAAGAAACCAUGCUGCCCAAGUUUACUUCUGCGGCUGCCAUUGACGAAGAAUGGCUUCUCCCAGACGUCCUUCUGAACGUUCGCUUUGGCCGCAACGUCGCAAGCAUGAGCGAGGCUAAGGCCCUUUCCCGUAUUUCUGAUGUGAAGGAAGUAUUCGUCAAGUUUCAAGGACUGAGCUACACCGAGUCUGUUUGGGAUGAGCCUCCCCCCAAAGAUUCUGGUGCUCCGUGGGAUGCUUUCUGCGCGGCCUACGAGGAGUAUAUCCACGGCCUAUACUUUACGCAUGUUCCCGAUCACAAGAUGGCGGAGCGAAUCAAGCAGUACCGCGGCCUCCACUUUGUCAAAGAGUGCCAGCUUAAGACACAGCCACAAGGAUUGAAGCGCGGGAAGCUUAUGGAGUAUCAACUCGAGGGUGUGAACUGGAUGCUCUUUAAUUUUCACCAAGCCCAGAAUAUCAUCCUCGCAGACGAGAUGGGUCUCGGCAAGACUGUUCAGGUGGUAUCGCUCAUCACGUCUCUUGUCCACGACAAGCCUAACUGCUGGCCAUAUCUCAUUGUCGUUCCCAACUCCACCUGUCCAAACUGGCGUCGCGAACUGAAACAGUGGGCGCCUGAGCUACGUGUAGUGACCUAUCAUGGCGGGAGAGCUGCCCAAGACCUUGCGUACGACCACGAAUUGUUCCCCGAUGGUGUCAAAGCUGGAAUGAAGGCUCAUGUCGUCAUUAUGUCCUACGAGGCAGCUCAGGACUGCAAGCAGGCGUUCCGUACUGUCAAGUGGGCAGGCCUGGUGGUUGACGAAGGUCAAAGAUUGAAGAACGAUCGCAGCCUGCUAUACCUUGCGUUGAAAGAGAUGAAAAUUCCAUUUCGGCUGCUGUUAACUGGCACACCCCUCCAGAACAACAAACGCGAACUGUUCAAUCUUCUGCAGUUCAUCGAUUCGAAACAUAAUGCUGAAGCACUAGAUCUGGAGUAUGCGGAGGUCACGAAAGAGAAUCUCCGUAAACUCCACGCUUUGAUCCGACCCUACUUCCUUCGACGAACCAAGGCGCAGGUCCUGAAAUUCCUUCCACCCAUGGCGCAGAUCAUCCUGCCCGUCACCAUGACCUACCUGCAGGAGAAGCUUUCCAAGUCCAUCAUUGCCAAAAAUCCCGAUCUUAUCAAAGCCAUCAUUUCGAAAGGGAGAGUCAAGCAAGGAGAGCGCAAAGGAUUGAACAACAUCCUCAUGGAACUGCGCCGUUGCUUGUGUCACCCAUUUCUCUUCAGCGACAGUGUUGAAGAUCGUACCAUCACGGACCCCGAAAAAAUUCAGCAAAACCUUGUUGAGGCCAGUGGCAAGCUGAUGCUCUUGAACAUCAUGCUUCCCAAGCUCAAAGAGCGUGGUCAUCGUGUCUUAAUCUUCAGCCAGUUCCUUAUGAGUCUCACCAUCAUUGAGGAUUUCCUGACAGCUAUAGGUCUGCAACAUGCACGCAUCGAUGGCAAUCUCUCUGCCCUUGAGAAGCAGAAACGUAUCGAUGCAUUCAAUGCGCCAGAUUCACCCCUAUUCGCAAUGCUGCUUUCCACACGUGCUGGCGGUGUGGGUAUUAACCUUGCAACCGCGGAUACUGUGAUUAUCUACGACCCCGACUUCAACCCCCACCAAGACAUACAGGCCCUCUCAAGAGCUCACCGUAUCGGGCAGAAGGACAAGGUCCUCUGUUUUCAGAUGACAACCAAGGAUACCGUGGAGGAGAAAAUAAUGCAGAUAGGACGCAAAAAGAUGGCCCUUGAUCACGCAUUGAUCGAGAGCAUGGACGCGUCUGACGAUGCAGGCGACGGCCUCGAAUCGAUUCUCAAGCAUGGUGCGGAAGCAUUGUUCAGCGGAGAUGCUCGGGACAGGAUCGUCUAUGAUGAGGCAUCUGUUGACAAACUACUUGACCGCAGUCUGAUCGAGAGCACGAACGCCGGCGAAGACGAAUCAGCAGAAUCCCAAUUUUCGUUUGCCCGCGUCUGGGCUAACGACGAGGGCACCCUCACUGCUAAUAUUACUGAAGAUACCGAAGAAAACAACGGGCAAGUUGAUUCAAGUGUUUGGGAGAACAUCCUCAAACAGCGGGAGGAGGAACACGAGCGGGAGCUUGCCGCCCAGCGACAAGAAUACGGCCGCGGUGCUCGUCGUCGCAAUCAGGAUAUCCGCUACGACGGAGUAGGUGCUUUCCUUGAAGGCAUUAAUGAUGACUUCCUGACAGCAGAGCAGUCUCACGUGCAGGGCGAUAUCGACAACGACGCUUCAUCGGAGGGAGACGGCGACUUUGUGGGCAAAGAUGCGUCCGAAGACAGCGGCCUCGAAGAAGAGUAUUCAGAAAACUCAGCUGGGGCCAAACGAAACAAAGGGGCCAAGGCCAAGGGGAAGGCCGCGAAAGCCCCGGCCGGACGGGACCAAUGCAAGCCCGGAAGUUCGCCGAAGGCCGAAAACGGACAAGGCGACAACACCACGCGUGCCGAAGAACCAGAUGUCCCAACACAUACUCCAGCCGCCGGCGCAAGCCCAGCCACUCAAGGCUCCGAACUCGAUCCCACGAAAGCAACAGCCGAGUCAGCAGACGACACCGCACCCGUCGAUGGUACCAUCGCAAACUCCCACGUUCCUGCCAUCGGGGUAUCCGCAGAUGAGCCAGUUGCUGUCUCAACCUCCCCGGAAUGCUAA
This is a messenger RNA of Neoarthrinium moseri, 4575 nucleotides long. RefSeq lists its product as uncharacterized. Gene Ontology annotation, cellular component: nucleus; chromatin. The record is from RefSeq and is a predicted model, not a curated record. Gene Ontology annotation, biological process: chromatin remodeling; negative regulation of transcription by RNA polymerase II. NCBI's taxonomy places the organism in Eukaryota, Fungi, Ascomycota, Sordariomycetes, Amphisphaeriales, Apiosporaceae. Gene Ontology annotation, molecular function: ATP binding; histone binding; chromatin binding. The transcript has 5 exons. Bases 1 to 4575 code for a protein of 1524 amino acids.